This is a messenger RNA of Pelobates fuscus (common spadefoot toad), 461 nucleotides long. RefSeq names its product CD59 glycoprotein-like. The record is from RefSeq and is a predicted model, not a curated record. Bases 15 to 407 code for a protein of 130 amino acids. The transcript is spliced from 3 exons. Lineage: Eukaryota; Metazoa; Chordata; Amphibia; Anura; Pelobatidae.
ACAUUGAUACACCAAUGAUGUCUCUCUUCUGUUUAGGCACCAUGAGUAGAAUUUGGGGACUUUGUACAAUUGCCUCUCUCAGCAUACUUUUACUUACGCUAUGUCCCACUGGUUUGGCGUUGAACUGUUUGGAAUGCCCAUGGUUUAGCAAUGCAGAGUGUGGGAACAAGACAACAUGCCCCGCAUCAAAUGAUGUUUGUAUAAGAAUUUCAACAGCUAGUGGGUCCUAUUACAACUGCUGGGAUUUUACCAAAUGUGACUCACAAGGUUUAGCGGAAUAUUUUAAGCUGACCCGCUUCAAUUACACUUGCUGCUCUAGUAACCUGUGUAACAGUGGUAGAACCAGCCUUCCGGUCAUCUCUGUGGUCCUCAGUCUAGUUGCAGUAGUUUUCAUGAUCUGUCGCUGAUGAUGCUCCUAGUGUCUCUUCCUGUUCAAGAACAACCUGCAGUUCAUAAACUAA